AUGGAGGUCUGGUGGCUGAAUCUGGUGGUCGUGUUGUGUCUGUUGUUUGCUCUCUUUCUGUCCUUGCCUCUUGAGGCUUUUGCGCGGCUUCCCUUCCACUCUUUUGUUCGCAUUGAGAGUGUGAAGUUUCACAAGGCAUUUUUUCGCAAAUACUUCUUGAUUCUAUUCCACAUUAUUCCAAUAACUCUGCACUUGUGUUCUUUGCUUGUCAUCUUCCUUCUUCAAACACUUCAAAGCAGCACAAUUUACAACAUAACUGCAUCAAGUCCACUGGUUCAGAACCAAACCCUGGUCUCUAGUAGUCAAAUCUUUGAGCUUGGAUUCUUCACGCCUAAUGGAUCAGCAAAGCAGUACCUAGGAAUAUGGUACAAGAACAUGACUCCCUCCAAAAAAGUCUGGGUGGCCAACAGGAACAAGCCAAUUGGACACACAGAUAAAUCUGCGAGUUUAAUAAUUGGCAACGAUGGAAAUCUGAAGCUUCUUGAUGGGCAAAAAAACACUGUGUGGUCGACUAAUGUCAUGGCAAAGUCAAAUUAUUCUGCAGCCCUCCUUUCAGACUAUGGAAACUUUGUUCUUCAAGACAGGAAUGCGAAUAUAUUGUGGGAAAGCUUUGAUGAGCCAACUGACACUCUCCUGCCAAACAUGACGAUUGGAGUAAACAUGAAAACAGGAAAGAAACGAAACUUGAUUUCCUGGAAAGGCGAAGAUGAUCCCUCCUUCGGAAGCUUUGUCGUAGGAGUGACAUCGGAGACACCACCUCAGCUUUUCACUUGGAAUGGAUUGAGUCGUUACUGGAGAAGUGGACAAUGGGAUAAAACCAGGUUCAUCGGAAUACCCACCAUGGACAACACAUACUAUGAUGUCCAGCAAGAUAUUGUCCAGGGAACAUCAAAUUAUACCAACAAUAAUCACAACAACUCCAUCUUUGGAUAUACUUUCAUCUCUUUUGAAGGAACUUUAAAGGCGGUUUGGUGGGCCAAUCACUGGUCAACAUACUGGGAGGCACCGGCACCAACUAAACCUUGUGAAAUUUAUGGAAAAUGUGGGCCCUUUGGAGUUUGCAACCAGUCUAGUUCACCUAUUUGUCGAUGCUUAGAAGGUUUCAAACCAAUAUCAGAUGAAGAAUGGAACAGAGGAAACUGGACCAAAGGAUGCCUUAGGGAAUUGGAAUUGAAUUGUCAGAAAUCUGCAAGCACAGCUGCUUCAACGACUGUC
Messenger RNA from Eucalyptus grandis, 1215 nucleotides. RefSeq names its product G-type lectin S-receptor-like serine/threonine-protein kinase At1g61390. The transcript is spliced from 2 exons. The annotation marks the transcript as partial. The record is from RefSeq and is a predicted model, not a curated record. Lineage: Eukaryota; Viridiplantae; Streptophyta; Magnoliopsida; Myrtales; Myrtaceae. Gene Ontology annotation, biological process: recognition of pollen.